UCUUUGGUGACUUCGCCGGCCAAUCAACUCCUUGGCGUUUGCCAAACGCAUAUGACCAAGCAGUAUUCAUCAACAAGCUAAACUCGCUGCCAAAAAUUUACAAAUUAGAAGAGUUGUAGCUCUCCUGAGCUUUUUUUGUGUAUUGGCUGCAUAAUAAAAAAUAACCAUGGUGGAUGCUGGUAAGCUGUUAAAGAUGGAGGUGGACUACAGCUCCACUUGUGACGAGAAAAUUCCUGAGUGUGAAAAGAUGGCCAAAUCCGGCCAACUGAACGAGGCCAUUGAGGCCCUACUCAGUCUGGAAAAGCAGACUCGGACUGGCUCCGACAUGGUUUCAACCAGCAGAGUGUUGGUCGCCAUUGUGCAGCUGUGUUUUGAGGCCGGACGUUGGGACUUGCUCAAUGAGCACGUCGUUGUCCUUUCCCGCAGAAGAAGCCAGUUGAAGCAGGCUGUCGCGAAAAUGGUGCAAAAAUGCGUAGAGUAUGUUGAUAAGACCCCAGACAAACCAACAAUGAUCAAACUAAUUGACACACUUCGCACUGUCACCGAGGGAAAGAUCUACGUUGAGGUUGAAAGGGCUAGGCUUACGCACAAGCUUGCGAGAAUGAGAGAGGACGAGGGCGAGAUUUCCAAAGCUGCGGACAUCAUCCAAGAGCUGCAGGUGGAAACAUAUGGUUCGAUGGAAAAGAAGGAAAAGGUCGAGUUGAUCUUGGAGCAGAUGAGGUUGUGCCUUGCCAAGAAAGACUACAUCAGAACUCAGAUCAUCUCCAAAAAGAUCAGCCCUAAGUUCUUUGAUGAUGAAUCUACUCAAGAGCUCAAACUCAAAUACUACAAAUUGAUGAUUGAGCUUGACGGUCAUGAAGGCAGUUUCUUGGCCACCUGCCGCCACUUCAGGAGUAUCCUUACAACGCCAGUAGUAAAGGAUGACUCAGCAGAGCGAGAUUUGACACUGCAGAGCAUCGUCCUGUACCUUCUACUCGCGCCCUAUGACAAUGAGCAAGCCGACCUUACCCACAGAGUGCUGGAGGAUCCUCUGCUUGACCAUGUGCCCCACUACAAGGGUCUUCUGAAGCUGUUCAACACUCCAGAACUGAUCAACUGGAAAGGUUUGUGCAGUGAGUAUGAGCGUGGUCUAACCAGCCGCGACAAGUUGAUUGCUCCGCCUGAUAUCUUUGACCCUACCACGCCCAAGGGCCAGUCUCGCUGGAAGGACUUGAGAAGUAGGGUGGUUGAGCAUAACAUUAGAAUUAUGGCCAAGUACUACACAAAAAUUUCGCUCACAAGAAUGGCAGAGCUCAUGGAUCUGACCAUUGAGGAAACGGAGCGUGUGCUGUCAAGUCUGGUCGAGAAUGGAACUGUGAAGGCCAAGACUGAUAGGCCAGCAGGCGUGGUCAGUUUUGCUGGCUCGCAAGACCCGACCGACGUCCUCAAUACUUGGUCCACCAGGAUCAACGACCUGAUGACCUUAGUCAACAAAACCACCCACCUGAUCAAUAGGGAGGAAAUGGUGCAUAAACACCUGAUGGUGGGCAGCGCUACAACUGCCGCCCCAACCGCUCAGCACCAGGACUAUGAGAUAGCUGACUGAUUGCUCGGUCAGAAAAAGAACCAAGCAGCUCUCAACUGUCUCUUUCUUUUCCACUCAAUGCUCUAGGUGAACAUUCAACUUAAUGCUGUUUUAAUGCUUUGUAAUCAGUUCAGUUCGGAUGAAUUUUGUUAAUAAAAACAUAGUUUUAUUAAGUAUUAAAA
Messenger RNA from Cloeon dipterum, 1746 nucleotides. It is a transcript of the gene Rpn5, whose product is annotated as regulatory particle non-ATPase 5. Gene Ontology annotation, cellular component: proteasome regulatory particle, lid subcomplex; cytoplasm. The record is from RefSeq and is a predicted model, not a curated record. The coding region runs from base 167 to 1585 and encodes 472 amino acids. Lineage: Eukaryota; Metazoa; Arthropoda; Insecta; Ephemeroptera; Baetidae. The transcript has 9 exons.